Molecule: messenger RNA, 375 nt
Organism: Wallemia mellicola CBS 633.66
Lineage: Eukaryota; Fungi; Basidiomycota; Wallemiomycetes; Wallemiales; Wallemiaceae
Exons: 2
Coding region: 1-375 (124 amino acids)
Source: RefSeq, a predicted model, not a curated record
AUGAUAAGCAGUUCAGACGACACGAAAUUCAGAGAUCCAUUCAGCAACGAACAAGAUAUUCAACCGCCACCAGUCGACGAUGGCGACACUAGAAAGCGCAGGAACUCAACUCUCAAUCAAUCUAAGGCCGACAUACCAUCCGCAAGCACCACUAAUAGGCCUAGACGCAACUCACAACUACGCACGAGCCAGGGUGUACCAAUAGAGGGUGCAGAAGUGAACUCAGCGAUAGAGGAAGACACAGCCGUCGAACCAGACGUAUCUGAGGUAGGCAAACCACGUAUAGGCAGCGGUGGCCCCCAUAGAGGCUCCCUCGUUGGCUCAGAAGUGAGGGAUUCAAACGACUGGGCGACAGGCGCAUUUACUAGAAAGUAA